UGUUAAAUUAAAUCAUGCGUAUUGAAAAUGAGGACCAAUUUAAGUUGUCAUUUUAGCCAAUAGAAUCGAUCUUAAUAAAGAUAUCGUUUUCUUUUAAAAUUUUGCGCGAAUAUUAUUCUUCAAAACGAGUCAGAAAUUAUUUGUUCCAUGAAUGAAAAUCCUCGGAGAUUUCGUUUCCUCGUUCCUCCUAAAUUUUUGUUUGGCACGCGAAUCAGAUUACCAUGAUUCGGCAGCCUUCCAGAGGUAUGGAUAUACCCUACGUUGAUAAAGAUGUAUCGCCCAUCGCUACCCCCGACAGAAGGUUCCAAGAAAAUGUCCACUUCGAAAACGGAAACGGUGGCAAUACAUUCAUAGUCCGAGAUCGCAUUCUGUUUUCUCCUUCGGAUUCUAAUAAUUCUGUUUCUGGUUCCAAGAGGAGUUAUCAAAACUAUUUAUCCGAAAUCAAUAACAAUGAUAAAGUUAGUCAAAAAUUGAAUUUUCAUCGCAAGGAGGAUGACGACCUCCAGUUGGCCAUCAACGCACUCGAAAAUGAAAUUAGUAAAAUUUCCGUAAACAGAUCGCCGCCACUCUCUCUCCAUCCGACAGGGUCACCUCAAAGUCCUUCAAAUAACUUCAAGGGCCAAUUCACUGGCGAGGAAGCAUAUUGUCGUCACACCGCAUCCAUAUUAAAAUCUCGCUCCCCUAUCCUUUCAUCUUCUAGUUGUGAAUCGCCGAUUCGUUCCGAAGUUACGAAACAACGAGACAAUUACGAAGUGAUAACCUAUUUCAACGAUAUUUAUGCCCCAUCACAAAGCGGCGAGAGCGCUAAUUCUUCCCCCGAAAAGUUGAAUACUAAUACCUAUUUAUCCCCGGCUUCAGUCGGACACGCCACCAAAAACAAACUUCACACCGUUUUUUCUUUCAGUGAAAAUUCGGAUUUUUCACCUUCGCAAUGUUCCAGAUUGCGUUCGGUCGAGUAUGAGGACCAAUAUCCGAACGAACAGCAUUACCGCCUACAAAACGGAACAUUUUUGAACCUCCCCGUCGAUCCGUUCAUCAAAUCAUCCGAGGACUCCAAGAGCAAUAUAUCCGAAAUGUCUUCGGUGUGCGAAUUUGAUAGCGAGGGAGAAGAAAUUGAUUUUACCACCGAGGGUGGCGAAAGAUUUAACGAUCAGUGUCAUCAAUAUCAUAAUAAUUUUCUAGACCACGGAAUUUCUGAAACAAACCAGAUUGGGCAGAACGGCCUUUUGAACGAAGGUAAUAAGAGCACUGGAAAACUAAAUGAAAAUAUGCCUAUGGGAGUUGCUAGAAUUUUGCAACCUAUUACGGAUAAAACUCCUUUUAAAAAGCAACCCGGUGUAAUCGAAGUUGCCAAAACUAUAGAAACAAAAGAAUCUACAGUGAUAUCCCCCCAAAAGAUAGAUAAAUACGGUUUUUUCGGUGGUCAGCAAUACAUCCCUCCCCCCAUUGAUGACGACGACGACAUCGAAGAAACCCUAAAGUCCGAAACUUUAUCCCACGCUAAUAAGACAUCAGGAUUAUCGUCAAAACAAAAAAUUAACAAACAUAUUCUCAACAAGGAUACUUCCUCUAUCGUUAAACUGCGGAAUCGCGAAAAAAAGUGGAAAGGGAUGCUUGACCACUGGGACAAGUACAGCCGGCAAAAGCCCGAUAAGAUCAAGGACCGUUGUCGGAAGGGCAUACCCCCUGCCUUUCGUGGGCUGGCUUGGCAAUACCUAUGCGGCGUACCUGCCGCCAGGGGCAAGAACACAGCACUUUACGGUCUUUUGGCCUCAGAACAGCAGAAGGGAGACCCUCUGACAGUUGACGAAAUCAAACGGGACCUGCACCGACAGUUUCCUUACCAUGAGAUGUUCUCGAGUCCCGAUGGGGCCGGUCAAAGAGAUUUAUUCAACGUACUUAAGGUUUAUAGCUUGAUGAGACCAAAGGAUGGGUACUGUCAGGCUCAGGCCCCCAUCGCCGCUGUUCUCCUUAUGCAGAUGCCAGCCGAACCCGCUUUCUGGUGUCUCUUAUCAAUUUGUGACGAGUACCUACCUGGUUAUUUCGGCCCCGGACUCGAGUCUCUCCAAUUGGAUGGCCAAGUAUUUUAUGCUCUUCUCAAACGAUUCCAUCCUUCUCUUUACCGACUCGUGAAAAAGCAGGGCAUACAACCAUCCCUGUGCGUUACCGAGUGGUUUAUGUGUCUUUACAGCCGUACUCUGCCGUGGCCUUGCGUUUUGAGGGUCUGGGAUAUUUUUCUCUGCGAAGGGGUCGGGGUCCUCUUCAAAGUGGGACUCAUCUUGUUCAAAUUAGCUUUCUCGAUUCCGCCUCAAGUAGCGAUAGAAGUCGGCGGAGGUAAUGAAGCCAAGAACAAAUCCAAAUAUUUGUCUAAAAACGUUAAAGAAGGUAACUCAGAAGCUCCCCAAACUUCGCGAAGCCAACCCAAGAGCAUGUUCGGCAGUUUGCCCUUGUUGCAUUCUUUCGGUGCCUCUUCGCUUUCUUCUAGAUUCCCCAGCAUGUACGAAACCAUGGGAGCUCUCCAGGCCCUCAAAAGCAAGAAUAUCGGGGACGAUUUCCUUAUAGACGAAAUAGUUAAACUUAAAAUCCCUAAGGAAUUAUUUGAGAAGGAAAGGCUCUACUUAAAGAAGCGGCGAUGAUUUA
This is a messenger RNA of Gordionus sp. m RMFG-2023, 2640 nucleotides long. RefSeq lists its product as uncharacterized. Bases 222 to 2636 code for a protein of 804 amino acids. NCBI's taxonomy places the organism in Eukaryota, Metazoa, Nematomorpha, Gordioida, Chordodea, Parachordodidae. The transcript is spliced from 2 exons. The record is from RefSeq and is a predicted model, not a curated record.